CCCCGUGCCUCAACCUUCGCCUUCGCCUUUCCCCCUUCUCCCUCCCCCACCGCACUAGCGACUUCAAAAACUACCACCACAUACACCCAGCCAAUUACCGCCGACAUGCGCGUAAUAGCAUACCUACUCGUGCUCCUGCCAAUCCUCUACUACUCGAUUGACACCAUUCUCCCUCGCUUCUUCAUUUUCGACCCCGUUCGGCUGCAACAGCUAUCGCAGGCUUCUAUCGAGAAGUUUCCCGACAAUGCCACGCUCUUGAUGGAAGAUUUGCAGGCUUCGUUGUUGGCGGAGUAUGGGGAUAAGCAUAUCAAUAGGUUGAGGAAGGAUGCGUGGUUUUUUAAUAAUGCUGGUGGUGCUAUGGGCUCAAUGAUUAUCCUCCACGCCUCCGUCACAGAGUACCUCAUCCUCUUCGGUACUCCCCUAGGAACGGAAGGCCACUCCGGCGUCCACCUCGCACACGACUAUUUUACAAUUCUCCAUGGCGAGCAGUCUGUCUUCUAUCCCGGCGACCUCGAGCCAACUGUGUACAAACCUGGCUCGCAGAACCACCUUCCAAAGGGUCGUGCGGUGCAGUACAUUCUUAAUGGAUGGGCUCUGGAGCUUGCGCAAGGUUGGAUCCCAUCCAUGCUUCCGUUCGGCUUCCUGGACACUUUCACUUCGACCUUGGACUUUCACAACCUAUGGAACACAGUUUACUGGACUGCGCGUGGGAUUGUGGGACAAUUGCUUGUCGGAAAAUUCUAAACUGUCUAUCCACUUUCCUCUCUUCCCCCCCGUCCCAAUUACAUAGAGAUACCCGCAAGAAUAAUGUAACAUUAGCUAGAUAUCUGUACCAUACCCAUAGACCAUCCGAUGCUAAUACACUAGCGGCUUAACAAUCUUG
This is a messenger RNA of Tuber melanosporum (Perigord truffle), 883 nucleotides long. RefSeq lists its product as uncharacterized. The transcript has 4 exons. Gene Ontology annotation, cellular component: endoplasmic reticulum. NCBI's taxonomy places the organism in Eukaryota, Fungi, Ascomycota, Pezizomycetes, Pezizales, Tuberaceae. Gene Ontology annotation, biological process: ergosterol biosynthetic process. The coding region runs from base 106 to 744 and encodes 212 amino acids. The record is from RefSeq and is a predicted model, not a curated record.